Phragmites australis (common reed) is the source of this 3177-nucleotide messenger RNA. Its product is annotated as nuclear pore complex protein NUP98A-like. The transcript is spliced from 11 exons. Gene Ontology annotation, biological process: post-transcriptional tethering of RNA polymerase II gene DNA at nuclear periphery; RNA export from nucleus; protein import into nucleus. NCBI's taxonomy places the organism in Eukaryota, Viridiplantae, Streptophyta, Magnoliopsida, Poales, Poaceae. Gene Ontology annotation, molecular function: structural constituent of nuclear pore. The coding region runs from base 212 to 2944 and encodes 910 amino acids. Gene Ontology annotation, cellular component: nuclear pore cytoplasmic filaments; nuclear pore. The record is from RefSeq and is a predicted model, not a curated record.
CCCACCCUCCAUUCAGAGACAGACAGAGAGAGAGAGAGACCAGCCAGACCAGAUCCCCCCUCGCCUCCCCCUCCCCUCCGCCUCUGCAAACGAGAAAGAGGGCAGACAACAACCGUUCCCCCGCCGCCGCCGCCGCCGGUGAUCGAGGGGCUCUUCUUCCCUUCCUUCCCCUUCCCUUCCCGCGAGUAGAAAAGAAGCAGCAGCAGCAGCCAUGUUCGGCUCCACCAACCCAUUCGGGCAGUCAUCCACGAGCCCAUUCGGCCAGUCCUCAUUCGGAACCCAGCAGGGAUUCGGCCAGGCUACCACUGCCGCCAACAAUCCCUUCGCACCAAAACCAUUUGGCAGCCCAACCACCACUUUCGGGGCACAGACUGGGAGCUCACUUUUUGGCACUACAUCCACUGGCGCCUUUGGCCAGCAGCAAUCCACUCCCACGUUUGGCACCCCAUCCUCCUCCUCUCCGUUUGGGAGCUCCACGCCAGCUUUCGGUGCAUCGCCCACCCCUGCCUUUGGUGCCACAUCCUCCACCUUUGGCUCUGGAUCUUUAUUCGGACAAAAGCCAAGUUUUGGGGGUUUUGGAUCAUCUCCUAGCCAGUCAAGUCCUUUUGGUAGCACGUUCCAGCAAACACAGCCAUCAUUUGGCAGCAGCACUUUUGGUGCAACAACUACGCCGGCAUUCGGCACCCCAACUACACCGGCCUUCGGCACCCCAACUACACCUUCCUUCGGCACCACAACUACCCCAGGAUUUGGUUCAACGUCAACAUCUUUAUUUGGUGCUUCCAGCACCCCGGCGUUUGGCUCUACAGCCUUUGGUUCGUCCACUCCUGGUUUUGGAUCUUCAGGAACUACAGCAUUUGGCGCGAGCAGUACUCCAGGUUUUGGAGCUUUGAGCACGCCUUCAUUUGGCACAUCAACUAGUGCCUUCAAUUUUGGUUCUUCAGUAUCAUUUGGGCAAACAGCAGCUUCAUCCGGUAGCUCUCCCUUUGGCACAACUCCAUCACCUUUCGGCGCGCAGACUUCUCCUUUUGGCUCACAGACAGCAGCGCCAACUUUUGGGCAAGCACAAUUUGGUAACCAAGCUGGAGGAACCAGAAUAAAACCUUAUGCUCAAACACCAGAUGUUGACAGUGCUACAAGUGGUACUCAGCCUGCUGCGAAACUGGAUUCCAUAUCAGCAAUGCCUGAAUACAAAGACAAGAGUCACGAAGAAUUGAGGUGGGAAGAUUACCAGCGUGGAGACAAAGGUGGACCAAAUCCUUCUGGAACUCCAGCAGCGGCGCCUAGCUUUCCAUCUACACAACCGAAUGCUUUUACCGGUGCAUUUGGCCAAGCUACUUUAAACCAAUUUCCAUCGACAGCAACAAACAAUCCAUUUGCUGCUAAGCCCUCAACUGGCUUUGGUUCUACUAGCACAUCAAUAUUUAAUUCGUUUAAUAAUGCAUCAGCUGCAAGUUCGAGUCCAUUCCCAUCGUCCACUGGUAGCACACUAUUUGGACAAUCAAGUGGUUCUGCAUUUCCAGCAAGUAGUUCACCAUCUUUGUUUCCAAAUACCACUCCUGCUUUUGCUCCGUCUUCGUUAUUUGGCACAUCAUCAACGAAUGCAAAUCCAUUCAGCACUAGCUUGUCGUUGGCUAACACUCAGUCAGUUGGGCUAUUUCAAUCUUCCCCAGCAUUUGUGCAACCUCCAUCAAGUACACCGGCUUUCUCCUCUGGAAGCCUAUUCAGCACACCUAACUAUGGUGGUCUGAGCGGGCCUUCACUUUUUUCGACACCAACAUUUCAACCAUCUGCCCCUGCUCAAACUUCAAGCAUGUUCUCCUUCCAACCUCCGACUCAACCAGCUCCUACAGGUGGAUUCCCUGGUUUUUCCAACACUACAAAUCAGGCCCUGAUUGGACAGCCAACUCCUAGCCAGUCCAAUAUGGUCAUGCAGCCUGCUCCUGUUCCGCAUCCAUUCGGGACACUUCCUGCAUUGCCUCAUAUGUCCAUUGGAAAUGCUGGAUCUUCUCCUUCGGUUCAAUAUGGAAUAUCAAGUUUGCCAGUUGCUGAGAAGCCACUUCCGAGCAGAACAUUAUCCAUGGUGGUUCCUAGGCAUUUGUCACAUAGAAGGAUAAAAUUGCUCCCAAGAAAAUAUAAUCCAAUAUCUGAUGGCAAGGUUCCAUUCUUUGCUGAUGAUGAAGAAUCUCCGUCAACACCAAAAGCUGAUGCCUUCUUCAUCCCUAGAGAGAACCCGAGGAAUCUGAUAAUCCGUCCAAUCGAUCAGUGGCCUUCACGGAGUGGAAUCGACAGGCAAUUGAUUCCAAAGGACUCAGCUGACUUGGAAAAAUAUAAAGGAACUUGUGCAGGUGCUUCCUCAGAAAGUGAGCGUGAUAAGACUGACAUGUCACCAAGCAGGCCUUCUCCAGUGGAAAAUGGCAAUCACCGUGAGCCCAAGGCUGUGACUCGGCAUGGGAACGGUACUUCAGUUGAGAGGCUGAUGCCUAAGCUCCCACAUGCAGAUUACUUCACGGAGCCUAGCCUAGAGGAGCUUGCCGCCAAGGAACGUGCUGAGCCAGGCUACUGCUGUCGGGUGAGGGACUUUGUUGUUGGGCGUCAUGGUUACGGCAGCAUCAAGUUCCUGGGGGAGACAGAUGUAAGGGGCCUGGAUCUGGAGUCAAUUGUGGAGUUCAAUAACCGCGAGGUGAUUGUGUACAAGGACGAUAGCAAGAAGCCCCCGGUGGGUGAGGGGCUGAACAAAGCCGCAGAGGUGACUCUUCUGAACAUCAAGUGCAUGAACAAGAAGACUGGUGAGCAGUACCUUGAGGGUCCGAGGGUGGACAAGUACAAGGAGAUGCUGGUGAAGAAGGCUGAGGAGCAGGGCGCUGAGUUUGUGUCUUUUGACGCUGCCAAGGGAGAGUGGAAGUUCAGGGUGAAGCACUUCAGCGCCUACGGGUUUUGGUGAAGGCGCAGCAGUCCCUGCAGUAGGAGGAUCAAUGAUGUACUGUAGUCAUCAAUCACAUUGCGACGUUUUUGUUUGCUUUGUUGGCGUAGUAGUAAUUUGCACGCUGUGCUGUCAAUGUCAUGCAUGGAUUUUGUUAUGCUUUUGUACAGAUUGUUUUUCUCGUUGCUGUAAUGUUUGCAUAUUGUGCAUGUACUGCUUUGCUAAAAUAAUAAGCACAAAAGACAAUUAUUUUA